GCCGGGGCGCCCAGCCCCACUCGCGUUCGCGCGUUGUCUCCGCGGGCCGGGCCCGGCCCCUGCAGCCGCCGCGACCUUGGCCUCGACCGGGGCUGGGGGCGCGGGUGGGGGCCGCAGCGGGCACACUGUCCCCGAACGGUCGCGGGUGUCCGUUUGCGGGGCGCCUCCCCACCCUUCCGGAACCCCAGAGACGGGAGCUGUGGCAACCACACUCUGCAGACGGGAAAGAGGCUCAGAGCCGCCUCUGGCCCGAGGUCCCCGGUGUGCACUCCUUCAGCAGGCCUUGGGGGAAGAUGGCGGCCCUGGGGGACGGUCAGGAGCCCCCUCAUGUCCUGUCCCCGGUCAGUUUCCAGUCACCCGGGACACCUGGAGCCCACCACCAUGAAGCCCAACUUCACCUCCACCUCCACGGUCAUCAACAUGGCUUCCCCAGCAGCAGCCCUGAGGUGCCCUCCCAGCCCCCACAGGAGCAGGAGCCAUCAGACCUGGACUUCCAGGAGGUGGCAGAGGUCCAGAUCUGCAGAGACACCUGCUGGUCAGGUUCUGAGUCGGAGCCGGAGCAGGCCCCGUCGUCUCCCAGCCCGCACGGUCCUGAAGACGAGGUGCACCAGGCCGGGGGCGUGCUGAGGACCCUGCUGAGGAGGCUUCCCCGCAGACCCGGGGGUGGGGACCGCUUUGGGCAGGAGCCCAGCCUGGAGCGGUCAGCAGGCCAGACACCGAGGGCCGGGCCCCGUUCCCAGAAGAGAGACACCUGGCUCGGGUCGCAGGGGGCCUCCGGGACGGAGGGCAGCUCGGGACGCACGGCCGAGCUGGCGGGUGGCCUGAGCCGGGGCUCAGGUCUCGGGACCCAGCAGGGCGGCCCACGGGGCGGGAAGCCGCACAGGUGCGAGGCCUGCGGCAAGAGCUUCAAGUACAACUCACUUCUGCUGAAGCACCAGCGCAUCCACACGGGCGAGAAGCCCUACGCCUGCCACGAGUGCGGCAAGCGCUUCCGCGGCUGGUCGGGCUUCAUCCAACACCACCGCAUCCACACGGGCGAAAAGCCCUACGAGUGCGGCCAGUGCGGCCGCGCCUUCAGCCACAGCUCGCACUUCACACAGCACCUGCGCAUCCACAACGGGGAGAAGCCAUAUGAGUGCGGCGAGUGCGGCCAGGCCUUCAGCCAGAGCUCCAACCUGGUGCGGCACCAGCGACUGCACACGGGCGAGAAGCCGUAUGCCUGCAGCCAGUGCGGCAAGGCCUUCAUCUGGAGCUCGGUGCUCAUCGAGCACCAGCGCAUCCACACGGGUGAGAAACCCUACGAGUGCCCCGACUGUGGCAAGGCCUUCCGCGGCCGCUCCCACUUCUUCCGGCACCUGCGGACCCACACGGGAGAGAAGCCCUUCGCCUGUGGCGCCUGCGGCAAGGCCUUCGGCCAGAGUUCCCAGCUCAUCCAGCACCAGAGGGUCCACUACCGGGAGUAGAGAGCGCUGGGGACACGCGGCAGCAGCCUGGGGUCGAGGCGGCAUUCUCGCGGAGGGCUCCUGCCUGCGCGCCCUCCUGGUUGGCACAGCCAGCAUCACAUGCCCUGUCCCGAAUAAAUUCUUUGUGCUUGAUGGA
Messenger RNA from Bubalus bubalis (water buffalo), 1599 nucleotides. RefSeq names its product GLI family zinc finger 4 (gene GLI4). Bases 294 to 1463 code for a protein of 389 amino acids. Gene Ontology annotation, biological process: regulation of transcription by RNA polymerase II. The transcript is spliced from 4 exons. NCBI's taxonomy places the organism in Eukaryota, Metazoa, Chordata, Mammalia, Artiodactyla, Bovidae. Gene Ontology annotation, molecular function: DNA-binding transcription factor activity; RNA polymerase II cis-regulatory region sequence-specific DNA binding. The record is from RefSeq and is a predicted model, not a curated record.